GUAUCUCCUUGUACUGGUUUGAAUUCUUAUCGCUCGACGGUGUCCCAAUGAAGAGAUCUAAGAUCACCGUCAUGCAGUUGGGGUGUGCGGGCGGCCUCGACUCGCCAGUCCAGCAAUGCGCAUAACGUUUGGGUCAGUCUCUCGACAAGCUUGAAGCUAACGAGAUGGCCAAUGUUGCAUAAUAUAUCGACUGCCUGACAUUCGAUGAGCCAGGAUACGAACUGGACCUUUGAUCUGGUGAUGUUUGGUGGAAGCCUUGUUACUCUAGGCCAGCAAGGGUGGGGGGGAGGCAGGCGGUGCCGGGAGAUCCUGCUCGACGUGGAUGUGAAUCGUGCGGAAGCGUUAUCCGUAUGCGGCAAGGACGGCAGCAUCGAUGCAUUGCAUGACGCAGUCGACGUUCUCAAGAACGAGGAACUGCGGUGCCUGAUCUCGAUGAUUGAGGCCGAUUCCGAGCUGUCUACAAAUCCUGCAGUAUGCCGUCGAAGUCAGACUGCUGCAGCCUUGCUGCUGCAGAGAAUGCUGCGAGAAUCUCCAUCCAUGUCUCAGCUGCUCCUUCAGGAGAAGUUCUUGGAAGGCCUGGUGUUGAUGGUAGACGAGGGCAGGCCUGCCAUGCAAGCCGCUGCAGCCCACCUUCUCGCUGAGCUGGCAGCCAGUCCAGACGCCUGCAAAGCCAUCUGCCAGGCGCAGGGAGGCCUGGUGGUGGCCAUGCUGUUGAAGACCAGCCGCAGUGCAGCGGCGCGCGCGGCCGCCGCCGGGUGCCUCAUGAAGCUGCUGCCGCAGCUGAGCGCCCUGGAGCGCCAGAUCCUGUGGUCCAUCUACCCCCAGCAGCUGCCUCCCGGGGGGUCCUAAAAUGUAUAUUUACUUAGUACCCCCACUAGCGGCCAAUGGCGAUCGUGGACCUCCCACAUGCAGAAUAGUGCACCCCACCCGAUGGAUUUAAAGACACUGCCAAGCAUGCUAUUCCCCUCUUCUCUGAAGGCUGCCCACAGAAUGCAGAGCUGCUUCUCGUCCUGGUGGGUGGCUUGGACCGAGGACUGCUCAGUAUAACUUUGGGUGGGUCCAAUCCCUUUGAAGCAAAGUAUCUUUUUGCUGGCUAGAUUGCUAAGACGCUUGCUUUCCAAGGUUGUCUGUGCUACUUUAUCGUCGUUUGCAUCAACAAUCGUGCUGCUCUUUUUUGAGACCCAAAUUUUGGGAGAUCCAAACAUUUGGAAGCUCCUAUUUAUUUGCCGCACCCCACAAUCAAAUUUGCAACGAAUCUAUUGCAGUGCCAUUAUUUGAAGGGACCCUGGAGGACCAGAGUUGCUUGCCAUGCUGGGAAUGCCAGCAUGCUGAGCCAGAUACACUGCCACAGGCAUGCUGUGUGCUGUGUUGUGAGAGGCCGCGCUGGGAAGGAUUUGGUUUUGCUUGAAAGUCACUGGAUGGACAUAGCUUCCACACCCGGCAUCAGGAGGGAGGUUGUCGGGCUUGGGCAUAUAGACAAUUCGGGAAAUCGCCACGCCAUUGCCAAUGGUGCAUGAACAGGGUCCCAGAUCAGUUGCUCGCAAGUGUAAUGCGAGAAGAGGAAGCCAUUUGCCCUUUUAAGGGACCGUAAGGGGGGACCCUGGAUUGCUGGAAUGCGCGUGUGGGGAAAUAGGGCACUGCAGCAUUGGGGGUGUAGUCCGUGGGGCAGUGAGGCAGAGUUGUUGGAGAAGGAUUCAUGUGGUCACCAUAGUAAGGCACCUCCAAACAGCUUGAUGGGUACUUGCUGUCCUGUCUUCCAUGCUCCUGGCUCCAAGCUUGCUCUUGUCAUACUGGCAUUUAGGUACGUGUGCAUGAAGGCUGAAAAGGUCCUUUCUCAAACUAGAGAAAGUGCAUAUGUUACAUAGUGUGGUACAUUGCAGCAAGUCUUGUAACAUCAUCCUUGGCCAAAUAAAUUGUUUUUGUUGCAAAUACGCAAAUCCAAGAUGUUCUUUCAUUAGAUAUUGCUUGCCUGUUGAACGUGUACUACAGAGCGUGUGGCGUUUUGUUGACACCAGCUACGCCGUUAAUGAGAAAAAUGGUGCAUCGCUUGGAUGACGUAGAACAAUUUGUCUUGAAGACUCCAGGUCGGUACACAUGAAGCCGUUCAUGCUUGCCCCUCGACAUCACUUCUGCCCAUCACCAGCAAAUUAUCUCCACCAACAUCCUAUGAUUGUAAUUCAGAUGGAUAAUAAAAAAUUGGGGUGUCCGGCGCAUGAAAAAAAUGCCAAGCUGACCUGAUCUGUUCUGUGAUUCCACAGGUCCAAUAGAAGUCAACCUGGGUAGGUAAAACCUCAAUUAC
Messenger RNA from Coccomyxa subellipsoidea C-169, 2299 nucleotides. RefSeq lists its product as hypothetical. NCBI's taxonomy places the organism in Eukaryota, Viridiplantae, Chlorophyta, Trebouxiophyceae, Coccomyxaceae. The coding region runs from base 205 to 849 and encodes 214 amino acids. The record is from RefSeq and is a predicted model, not a curated record. The transcript is spliced from 6 exons.